Naegleria fowleri is the source of this 1020-nucleotide messenger RNA. RefSeq lists its product as uncharacterized. The transcript has a single exon. The record is from RefSeq and is a predicted model, not a curated record. The coding region runs from base 1 to 1020 and encodes 339 amino acids. Lineage: Eukaryota; Heterolobosea; Eutetramitea; Acrasida; Naegleriidae.
AUGAAGUUCUUUGGCAACAGCAACAAACGCAGCUCUUCCUCCCAGAACCGAAGCUUUCAAACUGCUUUUCAGGACAGUGAGGACACAGAUGAAGAAGACUUUAAAAGACUUCCAAACUCUUCCAGCAGUAGCAACAACAACAAACUCUCUCGAACUCUGUCGAGUGGAAGCAGUAGCAGUUCAUCGUCGCAUGCUUCUUCUUGUCAUUCUGCAAUGGCUAAUUUGACAUCACCGAUUUCAACGAUAGUUUCUCAUCACCAAUUUCAUCCACAACAACAACACCAUCACCACUCACAUCCAAAUCUUCCUUCCUUCUCGACUUUGUGGACCCUCGAUGAUCAGCAAGAUGCAAUUUCAAACAUGCAUCAGGUUCAACCUGUGAAUAUUGCACCAAAAAAUUCAAAAUCCAACGACUGCCAUCAAUUUAAACAUGACCCAAUCAAUGUACAUAAUAAUAAUAACAAUAGUAAUAAUCAAAAUGAAACAUACUUCACUAACGAACAACGCCCCCAUACCUACACCAUCUCAUUGCAAUGGAACAAGUCAAAGAAAAAGUUUUGUCUAGAGAAUGAUAUUUCUUACUUUUCUCAAUUCACGAGGAGGACAUGCUUGCUGACAUUUGUGCAAUGGCAUUGGAUCAAAACAAAUAUUAAGCAGCCAUGUAGUAAAUUGUAUCAAGACAUGUUAUCGAGUGGUGGGUCUUCCUUCUUUAGUAAACAGCCAAGUCAACAAAAGUUUCAAGAAUGUGAAAAACAAUUGAGAAAUCUUCUUUUGAAAGCUCAAUGCAAGCUGAAUUGCAGCAACGAUUUUGAUGAUAACCAAUACCACCGACAGCCUCUAUUUGUAAGUCGUAGAGAUGUUGCUCUCGUUCUGAACGAAUGUUCGACAUGCAGAGGCCACUUGUUCGAAUCUAUUGAACUGCAGCUUAAAUUUCCAAAAGAGGCCUCACUGAGCGAACUUUAUCCACCAAAGAUACUCAUCCAUAUGAAAGAAUUUUCAGAUGAUUUGAUCGAGAAUUAG